Messenger RNA from Pneumocystis murina B123, 264 nucleotides. RefSeq lists its product as hypothetical. The record is from RefSeq and is a predicted model, not a curated record. The transcript is spliced from 8 exons. NCBI's taxonomy places the organism in Eukaryota, Fungi, Ascomycota, Pneumocystomycetes, Pneumocystales, Pneumocystaceae. Gene Ontology annotation, biological process: fatty acid metabolic process. Bases 1 to 264 code for a protein of 87 amino acids. Gene Ontology annotation, molecular function: fatty-acyl-CoA binding.
AUGUCGCUUAUUGAAGAAUUCGAACAAGCAGCAAGAGAUGUUAAAAGGCUUUCAUCAACACCGUCUGAUUCUGAGCUUUUAGAGCUUUAUGCACUGUAUAAGCAGGUUAUAGAAGGAGACAUUAAUAAGGAAAGGCCUGGAUUUUUUGAUCCUAAGGGGAAAUGUAAAUGGGAUUCAUGGAAUAAACAGAAAGGAAAAUCUAAAGAAGAUGCUAUGAAAGAAUAUGUUAAUUUGGUUAACGCUUUGAAAGAAAAAUAUUCUUAA